This is a messenger RNA of Naegleria lovaniensis, 2949 nucleotides long. RefSeq lists its product as uncharacterized. Gene Ontology annotation, molecular function: ATP hydrolysis activity; ABC-type transporter activity; lipid carrier activity. Lineage: Eukaryota; Heterolobosea; Eutetramitea; Acrasida; Naegleriidae. Gene Ontology annotation, biological process: transmembrane transport; lipid transport. The coding region runs from base 1 to 2949 and encodes 982 amino acids. The record is from RefSeq and is a predicted model, not a curated record. Gene Ontology annotation, cellular component: membrane; intracellular membrane-bounded organelle. The transcript is spliced from 2 exons.
AUGACACGACCCAAAAGACGAAAUCAACCCGUCACUCCACUCGACUCAUCCUCCUCGUCAUUGUUGAAUGACGAUCAUGUUGGCGAUGAGGAUGACGAAGAUCAUGAGAGUACACGACGACUGGUGGAUAAUCGUUACGACCAACUUAAUGACGAUUCCGAACAACAAAUACAUCGAAAUGCAUCCAUCAUGAUGAUGGAAGAAGAAAUUAGUCAUCACGAGUCAUCAAUUACUGGACAAUAUCAUGAAAAUACUAACAACAGUGUGCAAGAACAACGGCCAGAACAUUCUUCAACACUUGUCAAUGAACCAUUUAAUAACAUUUCCAAUGCACAGUAUUCCGAUCGGAAUUUGACAACUUUUAGAAAAUUCAAAAUUCAACUUCAACCCUUGAUAGGAUUGUUGUAUAAAAAGGCAAUGCUAUUUAGGAGAGAUUUAAAGAAUGCCAUUAUGGUGAUUGUUUUUCCAUUGAUUUUUAUUGCAUUAGUGACCAUGACACAUAUUUCCUAUGCUUCAUUAUUUAAAAAUUCAAUGAAUCCCUAUCAAGCUGGAACGAAUGAGUAUUAUCAAUGGUUUUUGGAUCAAACACCCAUGAUUCCUCUUAGCGAGAUGAAUGCUCCAAAACGUAAUUCAAAUAAUGUGAAACCAUUCUCUAGAAAUUUAGCGAAUAAUAAUAAUGACUACAAAAUUGCGUUACUAUUUCGAGGGUUGAACAUUUCUUCAACGCACGGUGCUGCAGUAUCACGAGAUAUACAAACGAGAUUAUCGUAUUCAAUGAGUUUUUACGUAGAUUUUGAAGUAUUUUCGUCACGAGAGGAAAUGAAUGCGAAAAUUGCCAAUGAUAGUUCUUUUGUUGGAGGUUACGAAUUUGAAAAAUUAGAUUUUGAUCAUGCUUUAUUUAAUGUGACAGUAUUGUAUAAUAACGAGCAUAAGACAACUCUUCCUCAACUCACUCAAUUAAUAGAACAAAUAAUUAUUGACAUCCUAUAUUAUGGACCUGUAAAUACUAGAGCACAAACUAUUUUUCCCAAAAUUGGAAUUCAACACAUUUCUUUUGGAAACCAACUAACCUAUUUAUUUCUCGAUAAUUCAAUAUUUUAUUUAAUCAUGCCAUUAAUACUUUUAUUGCCACAUUUUGUCACAGGGGUAGUGAGUGAAGAAGAAAAAGAAACCAAAAUUCAAUUACUAUUGAGUUCGGUCUCAAAAAAAUUAUAUUGGACGUCACACUUUAUUUUUGAUGUCAGCUUGUACUUUAUUAUUUCAUUGGCACAAAUUAUAGGCAUGUCUCUCAUUGCUUCUGCUCCUGCUUUUGUUGACAACUCACUUUUUGCUGUAUUGGCAGUGUAUGUGAGCUAUGCUUUCUAUUUUAUUACAUUUAGUUAUAUUUUUAGUUAUGUAUUUAGUAAGGUGGAAGAUGCUCAAAAAUGGACAUCAUUCAUCAUCUCAGCCAGCGUACUCUUCAUCUUUCUAGUAUUUCGAUAUCUAUUCAAUUUCGAAAUGCAUACCUUACUGAAGUUUCUGCUAUGUCUCAUACUUCCUUCUUGGAAUUUCUUUUAUGCACUUUCACUAUUGGGGCUUGCUGUCGAUCAGGGAACUCCAAUUUCAAUCUUGGAUAUGUUUCAACUGAAAGGAUAUUCUGGAGAAUUGAUGGGAGUUUUACUUUUAAUGUGGUUUCAAACAUUUUCUCAUAUUUUCUUAAUGCUCUGGUUCGAAUAUUUGGAUUAUUUGAGAAAAAAACCAAAUUCGUGGCUUUCUCGAUGGUUACUUCCAUUCAAUUUUGCAAGAAAACUUUUCAAGAUGGAAACAAUGCCACAACGUUCUCCAUUGAAUACAAUGACUGAAAUUGAAAUGAAUGAAAACAGUACUUUAGAGAGUCCUGCAGGGCUACUGAUUACUUCUGUCAGUGACGGUCGUUCUGAGAACCAUGAAGAGGAAAUCUAUGAAAGUUCACCCAAUGACAUUUUGCAAUUCCAUCAUGUUCACAAAUGGUUUGGAGAUUACCACGUUCUACGAGGUGUGAAUUUUGGUGUGAAACGAGGUGAAAUUUUAGGACUGUUAGGAAAAAACGGAGCUUCCAAAACCACUCUUCUUAAAACUAUUUGUUCCAUCACUGGAAUUAGUCAUGGUCAGAUUUUAAUCAAUGGUACCAAUGUUUUUGAACGAAUAGGUUCUCCAUCCAAUCUCGGUGUUUGUCCUCAAAACAAUCGACUCUAUGAUAAUUUAACAGUGUGGGAACAUUUGAAAAUUUAUCAUUUCAUUCGAGGACAGUAUUCGACUGAAAACAUUCGCCGAACAUUGGAACGAUUUAAAUUUACUUUAGAAGACUCAAAUAAGGCAGUGAAAGAAUUGAGUGGAGGAAUGAAACGAAAAUUAUCAAUGGCUCUUGCCUUAAUUGGAGAACCUGAUGUUAUUCUAUUGGAUGAACCAACUUCUUCGAUGGAUGUCUCGACUCGAAGACAUGUAUGGUCUCUCAUUCAUGAAAUUCGAGCCAAUCACGCCAUCAUUUUAACGUCACACUCGAUGGAUGAAAUGGAAGAGCUCACAGAUCGAAUUGGCAUUAUGGUUGAAGGAUCAUUGGCCGCAAUUGGCAGUAAAACUUCGCUCAAGGAACGAUUUGGAAAGUUCUAUCGAGUUGUCAUUACAAGCGAGAGCGAACAAGAAGAGGACCUGACCAAGAUUGAACAUUCAAUUUUAGAGAGUUUUAAGCAAGAUGAAGAACAUCAACCAAUGACCAUUCUUGACCAAUCAUCACACAAAGAGAGCUCAGUUGUGAAAUUAUUGAAUCGCGUGGGUCGCACAUUGUUUUUUGAAAUUCAUAAUUCAGUUCCAGUGUACGAAGUCUUUGAAAAAAUUGGAAACUUGGCAUGUGUACUGCAUUAUGAUUAUUCCAUUUCACAGUCGACAUUGGAACAAGUGUUUUUGAAUUUUUCAAACUCCCAAAAAAGAUAA